CACGAAUAGAACACGAAUAUAGAAUUGAAUUUCAUGGUAUUGUAAUCGCUAUAAAUUUGAGUAGACUAUUUUUAAUACAUCGAUCAGCAAAAGACCUUCGCAUUCCACAAUCACAGCAACAAAAUG
This is a messenger RNA of Dentiscutata heterogama, 126 nucleotides long. NCBI's taxonomy places the organism in Eukaryota, Fungi, Glomeromycota, Glomeromycetes, Diversisporales, Gigasporaceae. The record is from the annotation of a GenBank genome assembly.